GAGCAAAACAUGUUUGACGGGUGCAUAUAUCAGUUCAUUGCUGUUAUGGAAAGCUAAUCUUGGUGAAAGGAAGUAGACCUGUGUGAAUUGGGUCCCAUACAUUGAGGAUUUCAAGUUAUUUCUCAGAAUAUUACAUAGGGUUUUUAUGAUGCAAGCUUCAGUGAAUUUGACAAAUGUCUGAUUGAAUAUGGGAAAAAAAUUGUGAUUCCUUUUUCAUGUGCUCGAUCAAAACCCUUUUUGCUGAUAAUUGUACAAGGAAAAUAAAUUCUCCGGAAGAUGGAGAUUUCCGUAAGGCCUGAGGCGGGAGAGUUACCACAGAAGACAGUGCCACCUCAGAACGGCACAACAUCACAACAUAGAGAGCGAGACACCCCGGUGCCUGCCACCAAGUUAUGGACGACCGACAGGUCCGAGCCAGUCAAGCUGAGGAUGGGGACUGGGAAAGGCCCAGAUACAUUCCCACCAAUUACAGUCCCGACAGCCUUUGAACGGACUGUCCAAAAGAUGCCCAACCAGCCUGCCCUUGGUGUUAAGCGAGAUGGACAGUGGAAGAAAUGGACAUACCAGCAGUACUACACAGAUGUACAACGGGCAGCCAAAUCAUUCAUCAAGCUUGGUCUGCAGCCUUUCCAUGGUGUUGGGAUCCUGGGAUUCAAUGCUCCAGAAUGGCACAUAUCCUACUUGGCAAGCAUAUACGCUGGUGGUUUGGGUACCGGUAUUUAUGCCACGAACACUGCAGAAGCUUGUCAGUACGUGCUGGAGGAUUCGGAAAGUAACAUAGUUGUGGUGGAAAACAAUGCACAGCUGCAGAAAAUCCUAGCGGUUUGGGAUAAGCUUCCUCACCUGAAGGCCAUUAUACAAUAUACAGGGGAGGUGGCCGUCCGCAAGGAAAACAUAUACACGUGGGAUGAGUUUAUGAAGUUAUCCAAUGACGUACCCAACUCAGUCGUAAAUGAACGCCUCAGUAACUUGGCACCAAACCAUUGUUGUACAUUGAUAUACACGUCAGGGACCACAGGAAACCCCAAGGGAGUCAUGCAAAGUCAUGACAGUCUGACAUUCUUGUGCGUGAACGGAAUGGCCGUUUACAAACUAAAAAUCGGAGAGGAAGUGAUUGUGAGUUAUCUGCCCCUGAGCCACAGUGCGGGUCUGAUGAUGGAUAUCCACAUGCCCUAUUUCAUUGGUGCUAUGGUCUAUUUUGCACAGCCAGAUGCUCUGAAGGGGACUCUGAAGAACACACUGGUUGAGUGUCGUCCCACCAUGUUCCUGGGAGUCCCGAGGGUCUGGGAGAAAUUCGCCGAGAAGAUGCAGGAAGCUGCUAGAUCUGUCACUGGAAUAAAAAGGACGAUUGGUGUCAAGGCCAAAAAGAUCGGAUUGAAAGGAGUCUACGCCUCAAUGAGACAUGAACACAAGCCUAGAGGCUGGACUGUUGCGCAGGCUUUUCUGUUCAACAAGGUUAAAAAGAGCCUCGGUCUGGACCGCUGUCAUCUUCAUGUCACCGGAGCUGCCCCUAUUACCAAGGAAACCAUAGAAUACUUCUACUGUUUCAAUAUCAACAUCAUUUCUGUCUAUGGCAUGAGUGAAUGUGGAGGUCCUCACACUUCGGAGACGCCAGAAAAGUUUAAAAUUGGGAGUGUUGGGUGUGAAAUUCCAGGGGUCACCACCAAGUUGGCGGAGACAGAAACACCAGAGAGGGACGGCAGUGGGGAGGUAUGUAUGUGGGGUCGCAACUUAUUCAUGGGCUACCUCAAUAACGAUGAGAAGACAAAAGAAGCCAUUGAUGACGAGGGCUGGCUUCGCUCGGGUGACAUUGGUAAAAAAGAUGACAACGGUUUUCUGUACAUCACGGGCAGAAUAAAAGAAUUACUGAUUACAGCAGGUGGGGAGAAUAUAGCUCCAGUCCCUGUUGAGGACAACGUGAAGGAGGAACUGCCGGUGGUUUCUAACUGCAUGCUAAUCGGGGACAAAAUGAAGUUCCUCAGCAUGUUGAUCACAUUGAAGGUUGAGGUGGACAUAGAGACUGGAGAACCAACGGACCAGCUGACCCCUGAGGUACAAGAUUGGUGUAAAUCCUUCGACUGUAAUUACACAACACUGUCUGAGGUCCUGGAACAACGAAAUCCUCAGCUCUUCAAGGCCAUACAGACGGGGAUAGACAAGGCCAACAAUCGGGCAGUUUCCCGUGCAACGAAAGUACAGAAAUGGUCAAUAUUACCUCGUGACUUCUCAAUCCCAGGUGGCGAGUUAGGCCCCACCCUGAAGCUGAGACGACCAAUCGUUGUGAAGAUGUACGACAAAACGAUAAAAGCUUUUUAUGCAGACACUUGAUUUACAUAAAAGGGUGGGGGA
This is a messenger RNA of Mizuhopecten yessoensis (Yesso scallop), 2349 nucleotides long. RefSeq names its product long-chain-fatty-acid--CoA ligase ACSBG2-like. Gene Ontology annotation, molecular function: long-chain fatty acid-CoA ligase activity. The coding region runs from base 277 to 2328 and encodes 683 amino acids. Lineage: Eukaryota; Metazoa; Mollusca; Bivalvia; Pectinida; Pectinidae. The record is from RefSeq and is a predicted model, not a curated record. Gene Ontology annotation, cellular component: endoplasmic reticulum; membrane. The transcript has 17 exons.